AUGCAGAUCACAGUGUGCGAAGAUGCCUCCACGCUAAGCAGAGGAGCUUGGAGCUCCUGCUGGGUGUGCUGGUCCUGGAGCCUCCGCGCUUUGCAAAUGAAGCCGCUCGCAGGGACCUCGCUGGGAGAGGGGGAAGAGGAGGCGCAGGGACUCGCCCAGGGGUACCGACACCGGCGGCAGCGGCAGAGGAUGAGCUGCCGACCCAGCCCCUCUCCUCGGAGGGAGCAGCAGGCAGAGCUGGCUGGGCUCCCCGUGUCUCCAGAUGAAGGGAGGAUGAGCAGUCCCCAGGGGCACCCAGACGGGGUUUUGGCUGGGAGCGAGCACAGCGUGGAGCAUGUCAGUGAGGUGCCAGGCACGGACAGGCAGGAGCUGUCUGCGCGCACCAGGGACAGUGGUAGGACCGAGGAAGAUGCAGAAACCCCAGAGGAGCCGCUGCUGAGUUUCCCCAGCGAACUCUCAGUGCUGGAGAGACUAGGCUUGCACAAGGCAGCUUUGACGGAGCAGGACUUGGAGGCAGCCUUUGCCCACCUCGCCCUGGCUUUUCGCUGCGACCUGUUCACCCUGCGGCAACGGGUACAGGUGGAGAAACGAGCGCGGGAUGCGGCAGAGGAAAACAUCCAGGAAGAGCUGGGGCAGUGUCGGGCUGCCCUGGAGAGGCUGGGACCAUCCUGCACCGACACGGGCUGCAAGGAGGCACUGGAGCAGCUGCAGCGCAGCCUGGCUGUGCUGGCAGCUGCCGUCGAGCGGGCAACCAGCGCCGCGGAGAAGCUGGGGGCCGUACAUCAGGAGGCCCGGAUGAGCCGAGCGGCAGAGGUGAUGGUCCAGCACGUGGAGAACCUAAAGCGGCACCACAUGCGGGAACACGCGGAGCUGGAGGAGAUGAAGCGCCUGAUCCAGCAAAACUCCCGCAACCGGCAGCUGGCGGAGACCCAGGAUGACACGGAGCCACGGCUGAAGCCUCACCCCCUGAUGAGAACUUUCCAGCAGGGGUCUGCCCGCCGCAGAGUCAGCAUCGCCGUCAUCCCUAAGCAACUCUUGCCAGGUGCCAGCCCCGACAGCCGAGUGGUCCCGGCCAGCGAGCUGGAGAGGGAGGGGUCCCAGCGCCGGCCCAGCACCCAGAGGAGCGAGCUGGACCCGCAGGGCCAGGGCAGUGCCAUGACCAGGGAACCGGUGGCUGAGGCAGAUGGCAGAGGCUCAAGUGCAGGGGACGAGGAGCUGGAGCAGCUUCAGCUGACGUCCAAGGGGUCCCCGGCGGAGCUGUGGCGGCCGUGGCUCUUCCUCCCGCAGCACUACUGGGUUUUCUUCUGGCUGCUUCUCCUGAGCAUUGCCUUCCUCCUCCUCAUCCGCGUCCUGGAGCUGCAGCGGCUGCAGCCUGUGGCACCGCCCAAGGCCUAGCCGGAGCACGGAGGGGGGGGUGGCCGGGAGGCACCCGCUCUCCAUCACUGUUCCUCCCCCACGGCAGGAAACACCAAAAUCCUAGAAUAAUAAAA
Molecule: messenger RNA, 1490 nt
Organism: Phalacrocorax carbo (great cormorant)
Lineage: Eukaryota; Metazoa; Chordata; Aves; Suliformes; Phalacrocoracidae
Source: RefSeq, a predicted model, not a curated record